Penicillium antarcticum is the source of this 678-nucleotide messenger RNA. RefSeq lists its product as uncharacterized. Bases 1 to 678 code for a protein of 225 amino acids. The transcript is spliced from 2 exons. The record is from RefSeq and is a predicted model, not a curated record. NCBI's taxonomy places the organism in Eukaryota, Fungi, Ascomycota, Eurotiomycetes, Eurotiales, Aspergillaceae.
AUGCACGUUGCUAGCCCUAUUCUGGAUCGGCUGGAUGACCUCGCCAGGAAGCAAAAGGUCCACGUGACAAGGCACGACCUCCUCAUGGCAAUGAUUGCGCAGGCCACUAUUAAAGCGUUCCCAGGCUUGUCUCCUACACCUAUAGGCUUUAUCUACAACUUCAACCAUCAUCUAGAAAAGUCGGCACCACUGCAUAACACUUUCUGGCCAAUAUCAAUUCCCCUGGCGCAGGGAAUUGAGAUGACUCAUGGUGAUGACCAGCUCAUCAUGCUAGCGAUUCAAAUCCGCCAUGCUGUUCGCGCCGCGCGUAGCCCUGAAUGCUUAGAGCUCUUCCGUGAGAGAUAUGAAUCGAUGGGACCCCAACAACCGUUGCAUCCGGCCAAUCUUAACCCAAACCGCCCCAAUAUCCAAGUUUCCUCUUCAGCGCAUCAAGACUGGUAUGAUAUAUCAUUUGGGCCCGGGGUCAAGCCCUACUAUGCAGAUUUCCAUGUACCAGUGAUAGAUCUUUUUGCAUAUCUUGGAUGGGAGUACCAUGACUUGAUUAUUACCACCAAAGACAAAGAAAAAUCUGGGUUCUGCAUUCAUGGCUCACUCCAUAGAGAGGUCUGGCGAUGGCUUGAACAUGUACGUGAUCCUUCAGUUCCAACGCCUUCCCAAAAGGGGUAUGCGCGGCUCUGA